Molecule: messenger RNA, 1890 nt
Organism: Struthio camelus australis
Lineage: Eukaryota; Metazoa; Chordata; Aves; Struthioniformes; Struthionidae
Source: RefSeq, a predicted model, not a curated record
UUUAAACCUUUAAAUGUCUUGCAGAACUUCGAAACAGCCGUACAGGAGAAUAUCACCAUUAACGGGCAGCCCUGGGAGGAGACUUCGGAUGACUCGGAACUGCAAAGCGGUUCGAACAUCAAAAUUCUUGAAGAUCAGUUUGAUGAACUUAUAGUAGAGACAACAACAAAGCGUAAGCAGUGGCCUAAAAAGAUACUGAUGCAUGCUAUCCAAACCAUGAAAGGGGAGCAAGAGAUGUUGAAGCUCUACCAGCCUGUCGUAACGCCAGAAGAGAUACGAUCACGACCUUCUCAAGAUGGUUACAUGGCAGAGCUGAAGCAGGUGGCAGAAACGGCAUCCAAACAGAUCAGCGGCCUAAUGAAGUCGCUCCCAGCACUAAUAGAAAGAGCGGAAGGUUUUUCCCAAGCAUUAACUUGGCAGCCAACCUUGGAACUCUGCAAGCUGCGGCAAGAAGUCUUUGCUGGUUGUAAGGCAAAGGAGGAAAAUAAUAUGCAAAACUUCAUAUCACCUGUAGAAGUCACACCAACAGACACUGAUGCCAGUAAAAAUAAUUACAUUUUCUUGAAAAGAAAGAGAGCUGCAGAUUCACCACAAGCAAGACGUUAUCCACUGCGCCGGAGGAAAAUUACUCUCAGCACAUGAAUUUCUCAUUUACUAUUUUCAGAUUUGAAACUCAGUUGUAUGCUUGUUCAGUGUGUUCAGUAUUUUUCUUAAACCUUCUUCUCCCCUCUCAUUCAGUGAUAUCCAUAAGAACUGUCUUAAUUAUUUAGUCUUUGAUCUUUUUAAAUAUUUCUCUUCUUACUAUUGCACUACUAGUAUAUGAAAGCCUAAACGUAUCAGUAGCACCUAUCCAGCAAGUAUAUUUACUGAUUAACUCUCACUUCUUGCUCUUUUAUUGCAGGACUCAGCGUGGGUCCUGAUGCUUCAAAGAGUUCUGCACAUGCUUCAUGUAUGUGGGCAGUCUUUUUGUAGCCCACUGACUGCUCAUUUACAUUAAGCAUGUGUCUAAAGAGGUUGGAGAGUAUCUAGUUCUCAGAAUACGCCUUCAUCUAUACUCAUUUGGGUGACUAUUUUCUUUAGUAAGUGAAUAAAAAAGAAUUUCACGCUGGAGCAUAUUAAAAACACUAUUUUAGUGUGCUGUUACAGUUUUAGAAAAUCCACAUGUAAGUGUAAAAUUGGUCCCUGCUAUUAGACCUUUCCUGAAUUUAGGUCAGCUGGACUUAUUUAUAGUCAUGUUUGUUUAAACUUGGAGUUUUUAUAAUUGUAUAUAUUUACAUACAUACAUAUAUGCUAUUCUGAACAAGGGUGGGCCAUACACAUCUCAUCAGAUGUUUUCGUUUCAUGUAAUCCAAGUAUGCCGUCUUGGGGGUUUCCUGGACAAUAUGCAUUACAGGAUAUUGACUUGGUUCAUGUAUGCAUUUGUGAUAUUUGACUAAACUUUUAAAAUCAGUGUAGAGUAACAGUAAAUAGUAUUAAGUUGAGCUAUCCUACCCUUUUUUUUUUUUACACAUUUGUACCUAAACAAUUGCACAGUAGUACUAAAUUCAGCAGCAUGCCUUAACCGUUCAUAACUUUUUCUAGCUUAUGAUUGCAUAUGCUUGCAGUAUAUACUCAUGUCUAAUGUGUGUUUACUCAGACAGCAAUUUGAGGUUUUUUGAGAAGCUUUUUUAAUGAAAUGUACUGAAGUAAGAAGGUGGUCCAACUUAAUAUUUACGAGACUGAAACUUUUCAAGAAAAUGUGUGACAAAUUUUACUAUCAUUAGAUUUGAAAAGCUGAGCAUCUGUACUGAGAUUUUGUAUAUUUAAUCACAUGUAAAUAUUUGUUUCCGAUCGCUUUUGUAUAUAUGAACUUAUGUUUUUAUACAAAGCAAAUUAAAUCAAUUAAGAAAG